Nilaparvata lugens (brown planthopper) is the source of this 3503-nucleotide messenger RNA. Its product is annotated as protein ILRUN. The coding region runs from base 218 to 949 and encodes 243 amino acids. Lineage: Eukaryota; Metazoa; Arthropoda; Insecta; Hemiptera; Delphacidae. The transcript has 5 exons. Gene Ontology annotation, cellular component: phagophore assembly site. The record is from RefSeq and is a predicted model, not a curated record. Gene Ontology annotation, biological process: macroautophagy. Gene Ontology annotation, molecular function: ubiquitin binding.
UGGCAAUGCACGUCUGAAUCAUACCAUCAUCAUACGACGUUGCUGUUGUUGCCAUGAUCAAGAAGUGAUUGAUAAAAUGCGUUUGUGAGGUUAUAUCUACCAAUUUUCCAUUGUUUAAGAAUUUGGUGAUGAGUGAAUGAUUGACAAAUUAUUAUGAGUUGACUCUUCAUCAUAAACGUUGUGUAGUGUAGUGCCAAGUGUAAAUACACCUUCAAACAUGGAUGUGGACUUCGAUAACGACCCUGUCGAUCAAAAUUUGCUGCAACUUUUCAGUUGUAUGGGAACAACUGACAAAGAUGAGCUAGUAAAACAGAUGCAAAAACUUGUUGGGGACAAUAUGAAUGCAACAACAGCUUCUUUUUUUCUUGAUAUGAACAAUUGGAACCUUCAGGCCGCAGUGUGCUCCUAUUUUGAUUUCGAACAUUCACUAAAACUGCCAUCUAUGAGCUUGGUCCGUGAUGAGCUCAGUGAUCAGAUUCUAGAAUACCCACCUGGCACUAUUUUUCGUCGUGUCUGGCAGGUGCAAAACACAGGUGAGGAGUCAUGGCCACUGGGCUGUCACCUGCAGUGGGCGGGGGGUGACUCCCUGGACGGCACCCGCGAGCGCAUAGCCGUGCCACCCCUCACACCCUGCGCAUGCGCAAACAUUGCAUCAGCUGAAAUUACUGCGCCCCUCCAGCCUGGCAUCUACAAGACAAAGUUCCGGGUGGCCACGCCUAGCGGUGCAUAUUUCGGAGACAUAAUUUGGAUGAUAGUGACUGUGAGCGAUGCGGCCGAGGCGAUGACCAAUGAGCUGGCCGAUCAGCUGUCUCACCUGAAUGCACUUGGCAACACUGUCGGCUUCCCGUCAACCAAUCCAGCCAAUCCGUUCAGUGCCAACCCAAACGCCAAUGCAAACUCGCACUUACAGGAUUCACUUCAUCCUGGCAGUAACGAUAACAUGUGUUGACCAAUACCCAUUCUGGCCUUGCGAAACAAUACAAUUUAUUAUUAUCUACGCUCAAUACGAAACCUAUCUAGAACGUCCAAGCAGUGAGCGAUCGAUUGUAAAUUAAGUAUUUUUCAAAUUGAUUUUAUCUACAAACUUUGUUUUCUUUUUAAAAAAUCAGAGCUAAAAUAGCUUAAAACAAUAGAUUAUGGCCCAGAUGAAAUUGUUGUGAAUGGAAGGAAAUAUGUUGAGAAAAUGUGUUUUUUUUUUUUUUAAUUUGUAUUCAAGUUGAUUAAAUUUUAACAAUAAUUUUUGUUUACUUUAUUUUCGGUUGAAAUUUGAGUUUUGAAGAAAUAUAAUGAAGUAUUCCCCACUGUCCAAGAUGUUAUUUUAAUUCUUAUUUUAAUGUAUGUAGAGUCAGUAUCAGAUUGAUGACCAUGUUUCUAGUUGAUCUUCGUUACUUGUUAUCCUAUUGGUUUCAUUAACUGGCAUUCCAUAAAUAUGAACGAUUUUUCAUUUCAUGUUUGAAACAAGGAACGAUCCUUCAGUAUCAUCAAGCUAUAUAUAAUUUGGACUGUUGUUUAAAAUUCUAUUCAAAUACAACUAAAAGUUCAAACUAAAAAUUUAAAUAGAACUAAUCUAUUGCAUAAUUUCUUAGCAAUUUAGUAGAGGUUACUAAAAAGUUGUUAUUUUCUUCAAUAUUGAUCUUUAGUAGGUUCUUAUGAUUAUCAUCGAGGUUAUUAAUUUUUAGUGAAUGGAUCGCAAUAAAUUAUGGAUUUUUUUUCAUCUUCAGGCUAUCGCAAAGAUAUUGAUCUCAGGUAUGCAUUUUCUUUUUAACGUUUUAAAUAUUCAUGUUCAUUUUUUUAAAGUCACGAUUGAAAUAUCCGCUGUACUUAGUGAAACUUACGAGUCGUAUCAAUGUAAGAAAGAAUUUUACUGCAAAAUCAUAAGAAUUAUAAUUAUAAUAUUCUUCAUUUCAAAAAACUUAAUUACUCCGUAGCAAGAAUUUAAAGCUGAGAAGAUUUCACUAGGUAUCAUUGUUGAUAGUCUAUUAUUAGCAACUGGAGUAACAAAUAUUGAACUGUUGAAUUUAAUUAUGUUCACUAUUUCCAUGCAAUGUUAAGGUAUGAUUUAUAUUAUUUUUAUUGGAGUAAUUUUGAUUAUAGAAUUAUUGUAACCUUGAUAGAAUGGUAAAUAAGUAGUGGGGUGCCUUGAGGUAAUAUAAUUUAUUAUCUAAUGAAGUAUACACUUUAAUUUCAAUCAAUGUAGAUAACGAUCCGAUAAAAUAAGAAAUUUAUUAAAAAGUAUAAUAUAAGCAUGAUAAGGAGUGGGGUGCCUUAACAUAACAGCCGAAAUCCCUAUAAACUACCACUUUGGACGAACUAAAACAAAUCGAAUUAAAUUAUAAUGAGGCCAAUCAUUUAAAACCUUAAAUCUGUAUUAUUGCACUUUUUAAAUAGAAUCUGUAUUACUGUAAUUUUUCAAUAAAGUCAAUAAACUUCAAAUUUGUUUAAAUAAUAGAAUAUAAGAGUCUAAAUACAAUAUCAUUAAAAAAUUGUUUAAUCAUAAAAUAUCUUGACCGAAUUUCCAAUUAUUUCUAGAAUAAAUAAUUAUUGUAAUAAAGCCCACAGUAACUCUAAUUAAUUCCGCAAAACUAGUCAAACUGUUAAAACUUUUCAAUAAUUACACAUCAAUUAUUCCCCCGGUUCAGUUUGUGAAGACAAAAAGUGAAACAAUAUUUAAGAAAAUAUAAAAUAGAUUUAAAAGAGUUAAGGCUAAGAACUAUUGAAUACAUUUAUUCUAAGAAAAUGUAAAUAGAGUGGGUAAUGCAGUUGAGAUAUGGAAUAGAGGACUUAGGCCUACAUUUGUUUUUUUUUUGUAAAAAAGUAUUUUAUAGGCAUUUCUGUUGAUGUGAAAAUGAUUAAAUCUCCAAUUUCUUGAGACCUCAUAAAGUUCUGAAGAUUUUGAGAGAAAACUAUGCUUGACAUAGGAGAUGGUGUGUUUAAUAGGUAAUUAGAUAUUAUAGGAUACCGUCAUCCUAUUAAAGAGGGUAAUUUAUUAUUGAUCAACCUAUACUAUAUUGAUUAUUAUAAAUCCAAGUGGAAACUUGAACCGUUAAAUAUUAUUUUUGAUAUAAGAAGCAAUAAAUGAACAAACAUUUAGCAUGAAGUUUGGUUGACUCAAUAUUUUUAAUCGUUUUAAAGCAUGUUUAUAUUACAAGAAGGUGUUAUCAGCUUCUGGAUUAUGCUAACUAGUUUUAAUCAUUAUCUGUGGUUUUUACGACAUUUCAAUUUUUUUAAUAUUAUCGCAGAGACCAAUAAUAAAGCAUCUACUAUCAACCACACCAAUUAAGUUCGUUCUAUCAAUUUCAUAUUGUACUUAUAUAUUCUUUUAUACUAACUCAACUAUUCUUUUUUAAUGAUAAUAGCCUUUUAUCUUUGUUCAGAACUUGAAUAUAAAACUAUGAAUGUUAACCAAUACAUAAUUUGAGUUUAGACUGGUAUUUUAUUGUAAAUAUUUCUAUUUUGUGUUGGACUGUAUUAGAGAUAGUUAUGAUUAAAAUAAUAUAGUGGGA